This is a messenger RNA of Panicum virgatum (switchgrass), 1077 nucleotides long. RefSeq names its product glycine cleavage system H protein, mitochondrial-like. The record is from RefSeq and is a predicted model, not a curated record. NCBI's taxonomy places the organism in Eukaryota, Viridiplantae, Streptophyta, Magnoliopsida, Poales, Poaceae. Gene Ontology annotation, cellular component: cytoplasm; glycine cleavage complex; mitochondrion. Bases 280 to 765 code for a protein of 161 amino acids. Gene Ontology annotation, biological process: glycine decarboxylation via glycine cleavage system; protein lipoylation. The transcript has 4 exons.
UGGGCUCCGGGAUCCACUACCGUACAGUGCAUCCGUUUUGGGACGAACGUCCAAGAGCAAAACGGCGGCCGCACUACUUAUAUCCAGAACCAUACAAAUCCUAUCCCUGCUCACCCUUUCUUCCUGAGCCAAACAAUCAAAAACCCCUAUCCUCUCACUGUGCAUGCCCUUUGGUUCACUACCAUCACUACUGCUGGUUGGCCAUCCUACACACUAAGAGAGAAGGGAAGAAGAAGAAGAUCCGACUAGCACUCGCAUUCGCAUUGCCAGUGCAACACGAUGGCUCUCAGGCUGUGGGCUAGCUCAGCAGCCAAUGCGCUCAAGCUCUCCGGAGCCAGGGCUGCCGCACCGUCCUACUCCAUCUCCAGAUUCUUCUCCACAGUUCAUGAUGGGUUGCUGUACACUACGACUCAUGAGUGGCUCAAGGACCAUGGGGACGGCGUCCUCUCGGUUGGCAUCACGGACCAUGCUCAGGGUCACCUUGGAGAGGUGGUGUUCGUGGAGCUGCCGGAACCCGGCGCGACGGUCACCGCGGGAGGAUCCUUCGGCAACGUGGAGAGUGUGAAGGCCACCAGCGACGUCAACUCCCCGAUCUCCGGAGAGGUCGUCGAGGUCAACUCCAAGCUGUCGGAGACGCCCGGCCUGAUCAACUCGAGUCCGUACGAGGAGGGGUGGAUGAUCAAGGUGAAGCCGAGCAGCCCGGCGGAGGGCCUGCUGGACGCCUCCAGCUACACCAAGCACUGCGAGGAGGAAGACGCUCACUAGAGCCAGCAGAUAUAUAGAUCAUGCAUGCACAUGCUGCGUUUGCUGCUUAUGAUCCACAUAUAUAAAAUAGUGUGUUCUAUUGGUUGUUUCAGUCAUUUUUUGCUUUAUUUAUUUAUUUUCUUGCAAAAGCUCCACCAACCUUUAUGCAAUAACCAAAUUAAAGGCACUCACACUGAUCGUGUGUCGUGCCUUAAUUCUUCUGUUUCUCUUUCACCUGCCGGCACUCUAGCUUUUUUUUAGAUAAGGGGAAUCCGGCCUCAGUGCUGGCACUCUAGCUACAGUAUUUGCCCAAAUUAUAUUUCUUCAGAGUGA